Molecule: messenger RNA, 540 nt
Organism: Gavialis gangeticus (Gharial)
Lineage: Eukaryota; Metazoa; Chordata; Crocodylia; Gavialidae
Gene: SFT2D1
Product: SFT2 domain containing 1
Biological process (GO): vesicle-mediated transport
Cellular component (GO): membrane
Source: RefSeq, a predicted model, not a curated record
UCUGUCUAACUGAAGAUGCCUGUCAUCUGUGAACAGGCCAAGACUGGAAAUUACAUGAAAAUUGAAGUAUUAUUUGGAAGAUCCAGGACAAAGCUGAAAUUUGCCCCUCAGAGAAUGGUCUUUAAUAACUCAUCACUUAGUUUCGGCACUCGAGUGAAAUGGUUUGCGAUAUGCUUUGUUGGUGGCAUCGUAUGUUCUAUUCUUGGGACAGCACUGUUAUGGCUUCCAUCAGGACUGAAAUUGUUUGCUGUUUUCUAUACCCUAGGAAAUGUUGCUGCAUUAGCCAGUACAUGCUUCCUGAUGGGACCUAUAAAGCAGCUGAAAAAAAUGUUUGAGCCAACAAGAUUAAUUGCAACACUCGUUAUGCUGUUUUCCUUUAUAGCUACACUCUGUGCUGUGUUCUGGUGGGGUAAGAAGGGUUUGGCCGUGCUAUUCUGCAUAGUGCAGUUCUUGGCUAUGACAUGGUAUAGUCUGUCAUACAUUCCUUACGCAAGAGAUGCUGUGAUGAAAUGCUUCACUUCCUGCCUAAGUUAAAAAAAA